GGAUCGCAGACCUGCAGUGGGAGGACGAGGGUAAAUACGAGCUGGAGGUGGUGAACCCUGGCGGCCGCGUCACCUCUUACACCGAGUCACAGCCACCAGCGACUGCUCUGUGCUAGAGGCCCAGGACCGCAUCAACAGUAACCUGCUGGCGCUAUCACGGCUGGACAACGUAGCCUGCAUGGCACCACAGUUCACCAUGCGUCUGAGGGAUCGUCGGGUACAAGUGGGCUUCCCAGUCCGCCUCACUUGUCAAAUCGUGGGCAUCCCCAAGCCCCAGGUGUCGUGGUACAAAGAUGAUGAGCCCAUGCCUCCUGAUGAUGCGCACACCAUGUGGCAGGAGGAUGGUCAUUUCUACACUCUAGAGAUCUCCAGCUCGACCCACGACGAUGCUGCUGUUUACUCAGCCAGCGCCGUCAACCCCUUUGGCUCCGUGCUCUGCCGCUGCCGCCUCAUAGUUGAUUCUGGACUCAGGUCAUACAUCUCUCCCAUGUUCCUGCGUGAGCUGGAAGAUCAGAGCGUCCGUGAGGGCUCCACCAUUACCCUGCAGACAGUCAUCGAGGCCUAUCCGACCAUCGGUGUCGUAUGGCAUCGAGACGGACAGCGCAUCAGGCCCACCCGCAAGCACUCCUUCAGUCUGGACGUAGACGGCUUGGCCACGCUGGUGAUCCGCAACGCUGACUACACCGACGGCGGCAUCUACACCUGUACCGCCAAGAACGAGAUGGGCCACAUUGAGUCACUGUGUCGGGUGUCUGUCUCCUGCACCGACUCUGAUCUCGCUUCGCGCAAGAGAGUAGUGCCGCGGUACAACAACGAGCCUAUGUUUGUGAGGAAGCCGCGAACCAUCGACGCUGAGGAGGGUGACCUCGUUAUCAUCGAGUGUGAGGUGGCAGGAGACCCCAAGCCCACCGUAACCUGGCUUCGCGACUGGCUUAAGCCGAGCCUGUACAGCGACGGUUCCAGGUUCCAGGAGGUGGGGACUGGCCCCGUGUACCGCUUGGAGAUCCCCAACUGCCGCGUUGAGGACACUGGAGCCUACAGUAUCCUGGCCAAGAAUGACCAUGGCGAGACCAGGGCCAUCAUCUCCCUACAGGUUUAUGCCAAAGGCCUAAAGGGUGAACUGGAAGGAAGGCCCAUAAAGAGAGGCGUGAUGGAGCACGUGCCAGUGGUGACACGGGCGCUGCAGGACGUGCGUUGCUGUGACGGUGACAGCGUCACUCUUGAAGCCCUCGUUGAUGCCCCCAAGACCUCCCUCGUCCGCUGGGAGAAGCAGGGCAAGGUUCUAAAGCUUGGUGGGGAUGUGGAGAGCGAGUGGGACGGGUCCAGGGUGAGGCUCAAGAUCCAUGAGGUGUACCCGGAAGAUGAGGGAGAGUACUCGUGCAUUAUCUUCAAUGACAUGGGCAAGGCUGUCACUUCCGCCACCAUCGUUGUCGAGAUGGCUGACGACAAGGAGAACGACGUUACUGUGCAGUUGGAACAUCGACCAGACCUCUCCCGCAGGACCACGCCCUCCAGAACCAACACCCCCUCCAGGUUUUCGCGCUCGCCCUCUGUAGGCUUUCAGCGUGAAGGGAGCGCUCACUCAUGGGCGGGCGUCGGCUGGCGGGAACCCUCCGUCACCAUAUCUCAUUGGCGUCCUCUCUCUCGUGGCUCCUCCCGCUGCUACUCUCGGCGGCGAACGCCAGAGCCCAGCACCCGCUCCAAGACCCGCCGUUCCCACGGACCUAAAUUCUACUACAUCCCUCAUGAUCGCAUCGUCGAGGAGGGAGAGUCUGUGUCCUUCCAGUGUGCUGUCAAGGGGUGUCCAGUGCCGAGGGCAGUGUGGGACAAGGACUCCAUAAGGAUCCUGGAGGAUGGCCGCUUCAAAAUGACCGAGAAAGACGAGGCAACAGGGAACAAGUACAGCGGGUACGUGAGAUCAUGGUAUGCCUCACCACUGACAGCUCCUCGCUUCACCCGCACCAUGGCCUCUACCACAGUCAGGGAGGCAUCCAGGAUAAGACUCUCCACAGAGUACCGCGGUUCACCCACACCCAGGGCAAAGUGGUACAGAAACAAUGAGUUGCUGCCAUUGUGUGAGGAGUACCCACAAAGCUAUGAUGGAAAGACUGCUACCCUGGAGAUCAAUGAAGCUACUAUAGCUGAUGCUGGUACUUACACCUGCGUCCUGGUUAAUGAUGCUGGCAGGACAGAGUGCUCCUGUGAAGUGAUGGUGGAGCACCACAAGGACACAGGAGACCAGCCUCCAUACUUCCUUAGACCACUACAGGAUCAUGUUGCCCUUGACGGUGACCAGGUCACAUUAUCCGUCAAACUUUCAGGGUCGAGGCCCAUGAAAGUGGUUUGGGUUCGUGAUGAUCAGGAGAUCCCAGACUCUCCAGACUUUGCCUACAAGGAGGAUGAAAGUGGCAAGUUCUCUCUAAUGAUCCGUGAUGUGUUCCCUGAAGAUGCUGGCAUCUAUAUCUGUGAAGCCUACAAUGCAUAUGGUGAUGUCAGUUGCUACUGCAGGCUUGCUGUUCAUGAACCUUUUCAGUCUUCCUCGACCCCCCCAAGGGCUCGUGGGAUCCUGACCCCCUUUGAGGUGGAGGAGGGGUCGCCAGGUUCUGUGUUUUCUGUGUAUGGCUCCCCAAAGCCCAUCCCACGGGUACGGGACGGCCGCAAGAUUAAACCCCCUCUCCUAAAGGUGGAGAUGGACGAAGAUGUAGGAAUUGAGGAACCUAUCCCCCACACAUUAGGUAUCCUCCAUGCACUCUCUACUGACUCAGGUGUGAUCUCAGUCAUCGCUGAAAACUGUCUUGGCUCAGACACUGCCUCAACCACACUUAAGGUGAAUCUGUACACCUCACGGGCUCAGUGGACUCCAUCUGCUCCAUGUACUUCCUCCAACAUCAAUGUGUCUGGUAGCAACUCAUCAGCACUUGCACCACUCCACACCUCUACCUCCCCUGCACCCAGGAUAAGACCAAUGCUGAAGGAGGUAAGUCUGGUUGAAUACCACUUGAGGUUCAUUGCUGUAUUAAAAAAUAGUUUUUGUGUGUAUUCAGUUAAAAGUAUAUCAGAUAUUUUGUAUGAAAAUUUACAAUUUAGGUGCCAUUCAACAUCAUACAUUGCGCGGGGCCUGGAGAAAAACUGCCAAUACGAGUUUCGUGUGCGAGCCCAGAAUGUGCAUGGGGUGUCAGAGCCCUCGAAGCCCUCCACUCCAGUCACCACUAGUGACCCUGUUGAUGAGGAAGAGCCUGAGCCUGAAGAUCAUGAAACUGCAUUUGCACCGUUGAAUGUUGAGAUUGAACCUGGUAAUCUUUUUGAUAAGAAGUAUAGCAUGCACGAGGAAGUAGGAAAAGGUCGUUUUGGAAUUGUGUACAGAGUAACAGAGAAAGCUAAUGGUACAAGAAGAGCUGCAAAAAUUAUAAAGUCCAGAAAUGCUAGGGAAAAAGAAAAGGUUCGUGAGGAGAUAGAUAUCAUGAAUUCUCUGCGGCAUCCAAAACUUCUUCAACUUCUAGCAGCAUAUGAGCAACAAAGAGAAAUGGUUAUGGUUAUGGAAUAUAUAUCAGGAGGGGAACUAUUUGAACGUGUUGUGGCCGACGACUUUGCCUUGACAGAGCGAGAUUGUAUUCUCUUUGUAAGACAAAUCUGUGAAGGAGUCGAUUACAUGCAUAAAAAUCUUAUUGUGCAUCUUGAUUUGAAAGUGAGUUAUAAACAGUUGGAUAUUAUUUUCUGAUACUUCACAAAUG
Molecule: messenger RNA, 3731 nt
Organism: Cherax quadricarinatus
Lineage: Eukaryota; Metazoa; Arthropoda; Malacostraca; Decapoda; Parastacidae
Source: RefSeq, a predicted model, not a curated record